Molecule: messenger RNA, 624 nt
Organism: Notechis scutatus (mainland tiger snake)
Lineage: Eukaryota; Metazoa; Chordata; Lepidosauria; Squamata; Elapidae
Gene: CNIH3
Product: cornichon family AMPA receptor auxiliary protein 3
Biological process (GO): vesicle-mediated transport
Source: RefSeq, a predicted model, not a curated record
AUGGCCUUCACAUUUGCUGCCUUCUGCUACAUGCUCUCCCUGGUCUUGUGCGCCGCUUUGAUCUUCUUCGCCAUCUGGCAUAUAAUUGCAUUUGAUGAGUUAAAGACAGACUUCAAGAGUCCUAUAGACCAGUGCAACCCAACAAAUGCAAGAGAGCGGUUGAGAAACAUUGAACGGAUCUGCUUUCUUCUGAGAAAGUUAGUGUUGCCAGAAUAUUCCAUCCAUAGCCUUUUCUGCAUAAUGUUUCUGUGUGCUCAAGAAUGGUUAACUCUGGGCUUGAAUAUUCCUCUGCUUUUCUAUCAUUUUUGGAGGUAUUUCCAUUGUCCAGCAGAUAGCACAGAGCUAGCCUAUGAUCCACCUGCAGUGAUGAAUGCAGAUACCUUGCGUUAUUGUCAAAGGGAAGCCUGGUGUAAACUAGCUUUCUAUCUCCUCUCAUUCUUCUACUAUUUGUACUGCAUGAUCUACGCUUUAGUGACUUCCUAAUUUAAAGAUUAUGUAAAAGACUGAAAACAAAGAUGACCGUAUAAAGAUCCUGCCUGCAAUGAUGCCUAAAACACAGCAAAGAAAUGGAAGCUUUAAAUCCAGGAACCAUACAGGAUAUAAAAGAGUGAGAGAUAAAGCCCU